Messenger RNA from Myxocyprinus asiaticus (Chinese sucker), 4046 nucleotides. Its product is annotated as cyclic AMP-responsive element-binding protein 3-like protein 1. Lineage: Eukaryota; Metazoa; Chordata; Actinopteri; Cypriniformes; Catostomidae. Gene Ontology annotation, molecular function: DNA-binding transcription factor activity, RNA polymerase II-specific; cAMP response element binding. The transcript has 12 exons. Gene Ontology annotation, biological process: regulation of transcription by RNA polymerase II. The record is from RefSeq and is a predicted model, not a curated record. Bases 261 to 1832 code for a protein of 523 amino acids.
GAUUUGGAAGAAGCACGCACGGCUCCUUCGCUUUAAUCACUUCCAAUUUAUCUGACACUUCCACAGUAAGUGUAAAUGGACAGACUAUAGCCGCUCAGUGGAUGAAGGUGACGUCCCAGUGCAGACGAGCGCGCGUCGCUUAAGCCACAAAUAUAACCGGUUGCGAUUUUUUUAUUGAAUUUCAACAGUAUAUUUUGCAACCUGUCUCAACCUAUUGUUAUUGUUAUUAUUUUUAAAGACUGUUGUUAUUCAAAGACGAUAUGGACACCAACUUCGCUUCGGACAAACUUUUUCCCAAUUCCAACCUGUUGGACCUGGAGGAUCUGAAUGAGAGCGAUUUCUUAUCCAACGUGCACUUCUCAGAGCAGAUGGAGGACUUCUCCAAUGACCUUUUCAACAGCUUUUUUGAUGAUCAUCUGUUGGCGGAGAGGAACCCAUUGCUGGAUAUGGAUCUGGACCCUGCAACCCCUGACAUCCAUGCAGAUCACAGCUACUCUCUCAGCGGGGACUCUGCCCCACAGAGCCCCUCCAUGCCAAUCAAAUCAGACGAUGAUGCAGACCUAGAGGGGAUGUGGUCGUUCAGUCAGAAUCUCACAGCCAUUCUAGUGAAACAGGAGCCAAGUCUGAUGUCUGAGAACUGCCCUGAUAAAGCACCCCCUCAGGUCAACACCAGCACCAGCUCACAGCCCCUUACUCUUGCACCCCCACCACAGAGGAAUCACACAGGAGAGAAGGGCUCCAAAAGUCUUUGCUCAAACUCUGUUCCUGCCAUUAAAGCAGAGCCCAUAGAGGUGAACCAGUUCCUCAGUGUUCCUGCAGAUGAGCACCUGCGGUUGCCACCCACUCCCCCCAGUAGCCAUGGCAGUGACAGCGAUGGAUCCCAGAGCCCACAUUCGCUGCCACCAUUAAGCCCUGCACGCCUGCAGAGCCCACAUUCACUGCCUCCCUCCAGCCCUGCCCGGCUACAGGCCCGCACCUCCGCAGCAAUCUCCUCGUCCCCUCUCCUCACCGCCCCACAUAAGCUGCAGGGAACAUCAGGCCCUUUGAUGCUGACAGAGGAAGAGAAGAGAACUUUGAUCGCUGAGGGAUAUCCCGUCCCCAACAAACUACCCCUCACCAAAACUGAGGAGAAAGCCCUCAAACGAGUGCGUCGGAAAAUAAAAAAUAAGAUCUCAGCACAGGAGAGCCGCAGGAAGAAGAAGGAAUAUGUGGAGUGUUUGGAGAAAAAAGUGGAGAACUAUACUUCGGAGAACAAUGAACUGUGGAAAAAGGUGGAGACACUCGAGAAUGCCAACAGGUCUCUGCUUCAACAGCUGCAAAGACUGCAAGCUUUAGUGAGCGGGAAAGUGCCUAGAUCCUACAAAAUCGCCUCCACGCAGACCGGAACCUGCCUCAUGGUGGUGGUGCUGUGUUUUGUGUUGGUGCUGGGCUCGUUGGCUCCCUGCCUGCCAGAGCUCUCCCUCUACUCUUCCUCCUUAUCUUCAUCAUCCUCACACACGGUGAAGUCUGCACCGCUGCCCUCAGGUGACCUCUACACCACCAGCCAGGUCCGCUCCCGCAGCCUGCUCUUCUAUGACGAGGGUGGCCCAGUGGAGGACGGCCACAGGGGCAUGUUGAGUGUGGAGAGGAUGGAGGGGGUGCCGCGACAUUAUGUACAGGACCUGAAAGAUGCCCACAAGCAGGAUAAUUCUGCUGUUGCAAGCAGGUACUUGAGCCAAGCCCAACCAGAGCCCAUAGGCUACAGCAACACGUCCGCGGCCCCUCUCCGUUCCCUGGACCCACACUACCACUCAAGAAAUCGUGAUUCUGAGGGAGGAGCAGAAUAUUUCUAACCCCUCCACUGACCUUUGAUGACCCUGCACUACUCGGUGAACCUUAUCGUUACAGAUCCUGAGUCUUUUCUCCCCAUCAUAAGAACCAACAAGUUUCAUGACCAUGGUCGAACCCACCUGAAAAUGAUGUUCACCCACAGAACUGUGUAAAAAGAGAACUGUGGGAAGACAAAACAUAUUUAUCCAUCCAUCCAUUUACCCAUCAUAUAUAAUAAAUUGGCUGCUGAAACGCCUCUUUACCAGCAAGCACUGAGUUUGAAAGACUAAGAGAGGGAAAAAGUAGGCGGUUGUGGGCGCUGCUCUGUUUUAAAUGGAUAUGAGUCUGCAGCUCUAAAUCCAACAUUUCUUUAUGCCAGAUGGGGGAGGGAAAGUUCAUGAGUGUUUGUUUUGAUUUUCCUAGAAUGCCAUGAGACUGUCCAUUUAGAACAUAUCCUUACUUAAACCCCAAAGAGCUUAUUUCCUAUUAAUGACUCUCUUUUUAAUCUCUGAAUGUUUUCCAGUAGGUUUAAUCACAGGUGCCUGACGUCCUUUGCGGUUUUAAGCUUUCUUUAACAGGAUUUUCUUGCUUUGCCAUCUUGGCUUUUUUCCCCUAAUAAGUUUAAGCUGGAUUGCACUUGUUUUGCACUAGGAAAACGAAUUGAUUUAAGUGCCUUCACAUUCUUUUCAUGUUGUCAUAUUUAUGAUAAUUCUAACAGCGUAUUUUCUGUCAUACAUCUCUUUUUCUCUGCUUACUUUUAUUGAAAGCUGAUAAAGGCUUUGUUAUUAUUAUUAUUAUUAUUAUUAUUUUUACUUUUAAAAAGGCAGAAGCUUUUGUACUGAAUUAAAAUUUUAUCCAUAAUAUAUUUCUAGUAUUUUCAGCAUCCAAAAAUAGCAUAUUUAUUUUAUGCACAAAAAAAGUAUGAUAGUUGUUGUGGGCUUUAAAAAAAAAAGAAAGAUGAUGUAAAGUUUACAUGAUCUUGAUGUCAUAACUGUUAAACAGUUUUUUUUCUUUUAUCUUUAUUUCUGUGUAAAGAAAGUCUUGUAUAUAGAGAGAAAAAUGAACAGGAACCAUCAAAUCAUGUGCAUGUUUAACCAUGUUCAAUUAUAUCUGAAUAAUUUUGUCAAAACGUGUUAUAUUUUCAAGAAAUCCACAAUAUUGGCUAGAAUGAAAAGGAGGAAAGGUUCAGAACAUAGACUGAAUGAAAACACCAACAAGCAGUUAUCACAUGUAGGAAAAGUAAACUUAUUUGGAAUAUUAUUUAAAGCAAAUUCCUUUUUCUGCUAAUGGAAUAUGCCUUUUAAAUGUUUAUUUAGACUGUCUUUAAUGUGUACCUUAGAGAACUGUUUGACCACUGUAAAAUUCACCACAUGUAUCUGGAAGUCAGUAGUGCAGUUUUUGUAAAUAUGUUUAAAAAAAAAAGGAAAAAAAUGAUUUCUUGUUAUGUCAUAGAUGUUGGUGUUUAGUAACAACUUGAUCAUAUCAAAAUCAGUUUCUUUUGUUCUAAAUAGUUUUUCUUGAUGUCCUCUGUCACUUAAGUCAAAUGUUUUUUUUUUCUUUAUUGUACUGCUAGAAAUGACCACUGAUAGUCAAAAUAUUGUAAUACUUGAGUCAAGUGUUUGCCUCUAAAUUAUAGUAAUGAAACUUGUACCUGUCAUAAAGGAAUCUGUGACUGUCAGUUUAAUAAAGGUACUCUGUGGUAUCUGUGCCAUAAAACAGUGGAAAACUGGGUGUGACUGCCUAUGAAAUUGAAGAACUAGAUAGCUUCUUAUGUUCAGCGUGAAACUGAAAUCAAACAUUUGUUUUAUGACAACACCCUUGAUCAUGGCCUUUGUUACUGUGAGGAUAUUGUUGAGAUUUGAUUGUGUGUUUAUUUGAAUGUUUCAAAGAGGCUAAAUGGAAAUCUUACGUCUUCACUGCACAUACUGAGUAUACAAAUCUAGUCUCAAACCUGUAUGACAGAGUUUAUACUUCAAAUGUCAUUGUUGCCUUUUUGCCUUUUGUAAAUAUGACUGAUGUUAAAUGUUGGCUGUAAAUAUGGAGGACGUAUUUUUAUAUUUCCAAUGCAUUUUGGUAAGCACCAUGCAGCUUGGGGGCAUGUGAUUUUAUUUUUAUCUGUGUAUGGAUAUUGCUGUAAAGCUUCAGUGCUAUAUAUCAAUGCUCUGAGCUCCUCUUCUGUCUAGCUAUUUCUGUCUGUUCUAAAGUAGAGUUAGAAUGAAGCAAAAUACAAAAUUUGC